Phialemonium atrogriseum is the source of this 2750-nucleotide messenger RNA. RefSeq names its product heterokaryon incompatibility protein Het-C-domain-containing protein. The transcript has 4 exons. The record is from RefSeq and is a predicted model, not a curated record. NCBI's taxonomy places the organism in Eukaryota, Fungi, Ascomycota, Sordariomycetes, Cephalothecales, Cephalothecaceae. Bases 118 to 2733 code for a protein of 871 amino acids.
GACAGUUCUCCCGCUGAACUGUGGACUUAUCGACACUCACAACACUUGCAACACUCAACAGCGGGGUUAAACGUCAUCGCUCGCACCAGGAAUAGUGAUACGCUCUCCACUGCAGUCAUGGCAUUCUCUGCCAGGCCCUUUUCUUCUCCCCUCGUCCUGGGCUUUCUCCUAAUCUUCGUCUUCGCCCGCCCGACUCUAGCCUUUGGAGCUGGCAACAUUGCUGGAAUCUCCAAAGUAGAGGGGCAGAACUGGCGCCAUGGCGACAUCGAAGACGUCCUCCUCCAGGUUCUCAUGGCCCGCGCUGCCGGCGGCAAGAAAUUCGACAAGCUCAUGGUCACUCGAGUCUACUUCGGCAAUUGGCUGCGGGACUACUCCCAGGCCAUCGAUGUCGGCACCGUGAAGGCUGUCUCUGCCGAGGCCAUCCGCCUUCUGGUUGCCGUGCUCGGCUUCUUGACCUUCGGGUACGGAAGCCGCGAGUUCGAAGUCACCGCCGACCGCCUGGGCACCUACCGACCUGAGGAACACAUUGACAACCCGAAGGACUACGCCGACAACCUCGACGCCACGCAAUACGAUCGGCGGCUUCGUGGUCCUGUUGAUGAGCGCGUCGAGCUGGCCAUUGACCCAGAGACCGGCAUGAAGAACUACAUCGCGAACGAGCGUGUAGGCAUCAUGAACAGCGCCAUUCAUGUCCGUCGCCUGCUUACUACAUGUAUCGAGCUUGGCCGCCGGUAUCACCGCAACCAGAAAAAGGAGGAUCUCUAUGAAGCCCUGCGCGUCAUGGGCAGCGGCUUGCAUUGUUUGGAAGAUUUCCUUGCCCACAGCAACUACACGGAACUCGCCUUGAUCGAGAUGGGAGAGCGCGAUAUCUUCCCUCACGUCGGCCGCGGGACCCAGAUGCGGCUUCGCGGAGCUCGCCACUCGGUCUAUCCUAUCACCACCGGCACCUUCGGGGGUGUUGAUUUCUUGCACUCGGUCGCCGGCGAGGUCUCGGACAAGUUGACCCAGAACGAGCUUGAUGUGCUUGAAGGGACCCUUGAGAACAGCAAGAAGAGCGACACCAGCGUCCUGCAGAACCUACUUGGCAUGAUUCCCGACGGUAUUUUCGGCGGCGAGGAUAAGAAGCAGCAGCUGCACAAUAUCCAGGACAACGCCAGCGCCGCCCAGAUGCAGCAGAUGAGCGUCUCUCCGAGAGAGCCCGAGGAGUACACGAGAUACAUCCAGCAGCUUUUCAAGCAGAUCAUGCCCGCCAUCAAUUUCCACGAUGAACUGCUGCAAAGCAUCUCCCAAGCUAUUGAGAAGAUCCCCGUCUUGCCCAAGCUCAUUGAGCAGCUAGAGGACCAGUUGUCCAUCUUCGUCUUCUCCAUCAUUGCACCAUUUAUCAUCCCCGUGCUCAACCAGGUCAAGAACGAGAUGCGAACCGGCUCGUCUGAGAUCAUCCAGAGCAGCAAGGAUGAGCAGCACAUUGUCUUCGACGACGACAACUCCUCUGACCCGACCCACUCGAUGUUGUCAAAGGAUCACUUCUCUAACCUCCUCAACGAAAUUGCCGGACGUACCGCCUCCAAGGUGGUUGGCUGGGUCGUCCCUCAGCUCAUGGAGGCCUGGGACAACGAGAAUAUCGACAUCAACCGCACGGUCAAUCGCAUCAUCUACGGUGUGUUCCACCAUCCCGCCCAGCGGGAUAUGGGCGAGGAUGGUGCUAGCGAUGGCCGCCACCUCAUGUUUAGGUCCGUGGAAGAGUGGUGGAACGAGAAAGGAGACCGCGAGAAGGACGACUAUCGUCGCAAGCUGAGCCGGGACGGCGUCUUCCAGGGCGAGAACCAUAAGGAGGGCGUCCACGACACCGGCCACGGCUGCGGUAAGCCGAUCGGUAUGCAUAAGCAGUUCCCCUCGGGCGGAACCAUGGAAGACAGGAUCGUCGACGCCGCAGCGGGCGCCAUCAUGGGCGGCUUCACCAGCGGCGUGUCAAACAUCGUCGCGAGCCAAACCGGCAUCCACCUUCCCACAUUUGACCAGCAGAGCUCCCACUCUAGCGGCGGAGGCGGCGGAGGCGGCGGAGGCGGCGUGCUAGGGGGCCUGCUUGGCGCCGUUGCUGGCAAUCUCUUUGGUGGCGGCUCCAAGGAGGAGCAGACGACCACCUAUCAUUCCAGCGGCCGCACUGAUGAUGGCGGCUACAACCAGACAGUCUCCGAGUACGGCCGCCAAGGCGACCGCUACGGCCAGGCUCAGUACUCGGAGACGCAGUACCCUGGCGGUGGCGAGCGCACUGAGUACCGCCGCUACGAACAAGAUCAGAGCAGUGACCGCUAUGGAGGCCAGCAGCAGCAGCAGGGAUACGGCUACGAGGAACGCACCGAUACGCGUCCGAGCUACGGUGGGGGCUACGAGGAGCGCACUGAGCGCACAUGGGAGGACAGCCAAGGCGGGUUCCGACGCCAGGAAGAGGUCAGUAACUGGAGCGGCGGGCGUGAGAGUCAUGGCGAACGGCGCGACGAUGACACCGGAGGUUCGGGCGGUGGUCGUCGUCAUCAUCAUCGUGAGGAGGGCUAUGGUGAGCAGCGUGAGGAGGAGCGCCGCGACGACGGCGGCUCAGGCGGCUGGGGUGGAGGGUUGGGAUCUCUCGGCGGUAACAUCCUCGAGAACAUUGCUCGGCAAGCCGAAGAGACGUUUGAAGAGGCCCGCGACGAAAACCGCGGGGAGCGUCGUGGUGGUGGUGGCUGGGGCUUCUAGAGGGGAGUGGGAUCUCG